AAAGUACAAACUAGACAAAUAUUUUUUUCGCUUUACUAAUUCUGCACUUCAUUACCGUUUAUGCAAAGAAACCAACGAUAGCCAUAAGAUUUUGGUUAACAAUGUAAGCUACGUGUUGACCGAUUUUACGUUAUACGUUGCGUUUAAGCAUUGUGUUGUCCGCCUUAUUUUGAAGCAUUAUAUAAAAUGCGAAAUGCAAUCAUUGUGUUUGCGCUUACAGCAAAAAGUGGUUCGUCAGAGAUUUUUUGGCUACUGUUUAUAUUUCACUCAAACGUCAGCUUUAAAGAUAUUGAUUAAGGAAAAUUUAAGUUUAUUACGUUUUUCUUGCCGAUUCCAUAGGCCAUACUUACCCUAUACCAGAAGAAGUUAACUGAUUUGAAAUUUUGCAAUGAACCCAAAUAUGAGUAUGCAUUCCAUGCCACAAAUGGGUGGUGUUAGUAACAUUGCCGGUUCGGGUGUUGGUCCCUCAAAUUCAAUGAUGCAAUCAGGAGUGUCGCCGCUUAUGCAAUCUUCGCCGCAACAAUCUGGCCAGCAAAUGACCGGACAGAUGUCUCAGAAUCCAGCAGUUCAGCAGCAAAGUGAAAAAAUUGACAAUAUAUCGAAAGUGAAAAGCCUUUUUGCUCCAAUGAAAGAGUCAUUACUGAACACGUUCAGAGGAGCGGCAUAUACUUUGCAGCAGAAUAAUUCGGCGGAUAGUCUAAAGCGGGAUCCACUGAUUAACGCAACGCGUUUUGAUAAGCACUUAGAAGAAUUCUAUGCGUAUUGUGAUCAAAUCGAAUUGCACCUAAAAACCGCUAUGCAGUGUAUGCAGCAAUUAUCUUCAGCCCAAUACUAUUUGCCGGGAGCUGUAACGGCAUUACGUACGGAAUCGUAUAUGCAAGAUAAUCCAGCAGGUCCUAUGCCUUAUCCUACUUAUUUAAAUACAGUGCGUGUACAUAUACAGUCGGCCAAGGAUAUUCGUGAUACUUUAAUUAGUGCAUCGCAAAAUAUUUCCCAAGCUGAUUGAUAAUGAAUGAAAUUUUGAA
Messenger RNA from Glossina fuscipes, 1025 nucleotides. RefSeq names its product mediator of RNA polymerase II transcription subunit 29 (gene ix). NCBI's taxonomy places the organism in Eukaryota, Metazoa, Arthropoda, Insecta, Diptera, Glossinidae. Gene Ontology annotation, molecular function: transcription coregulator activity; transcription factor binding. The record is from RefSeq and is a predicted model, not a curated record. Bases 389 to 1006 code for a protein of 205 amino acids. The transcript has a single exon. Gene Ontology annotation, cellular component: mediator complex. Gene Ontology annotation, biological process: regulation of transcription by RNA polymerase II.